AUGGAUCUUGAACCCGAUUCAUCGUUCAUCGGGCUUUCUGCAGUUUCCGGUGACAAACUCGCCGGAGUGGGGCUCGGUGGGCUUUUCGUGGAUGGGAAAACCAUUGGGGCCUCUACUGGUGUUGCCGAACUGGAAGGAAUACUCGCCGAUGCCUCUGGAGUCGCUGCAGUAGCAGGACCCUCAGCCACUGGUGGUGUAGCCUCCGGGGCCAAAGUCGGAGCGGUCACAGGAGUUGCAGCAGGAGUGGAAACCGAUGGGGGUGGAGUUGUUGGAGAUAAAGCCGGUGGGGAUCCACUAGGAGAUGGGGCAGCAGCAGUAGGAGUCGACAUUGCAGGGGGGAUUUUGGGAGAUUUUGAAGGUGAUGAAGAAGGAGAAGUGGCCGGAACACUUGUAGGAGAAGAGGCUGGAGAUUUAGCCGGAACACUUGAAGGAGGAAAGGUAGGAGAUUUCGAGAGGGGAGAAGUCGCCGGAACACUUGUAGGAGAAGAGGCUGGAGAUUUAGCCGGAACACUUGAAGGAGGAGAGGCAGGAGAUUUCGAGAGGGGAGAACUCGCCGGAGGCUGUGAUGAUUUAGAUGGCGAAGGGGCAGGCGCAUUGUCUGCAUGCGCCAUGAAAGAGGGAAGAUGCAGCGGAGAUGGAGGUUUAGUGUGCGUAGAGAGAGCGAGAGGGAUAUAUAAACGCGGUGGUUUCACGGCAAAUGUGACCGUUGGAAUUGGAGAGUGGGGGUGGGGUACUUUGUAG
This is a messenger RNA of Manihot esculenta (cassava), 741 nucleotides long. Its product is annotated as circumsporozoite protein. NCBI's taxonomy places the organism in Eukaryota, Viridiplantae, Streptophyta, Magnoliopsida, Malpighiales, Euphorbiaceae. The record is from RefSeq and is a predicted model, not a curated record. Bases 1 to 741 code for a protein of 246 amino acids. The transcript is spliced from 2 exons.